AUUUUUAUAGCCCAGCCACACCCCCAACACGUUGCUUUUUGAAAAAGCUGUAGCUAGCUGUGAAAGCGAAGGAGAAGUUAUGGCGACUAAAAAGGCUACAAAGAUACCCAAAAUUGAUUCAGGAGAGGACGAAGGCGUGCCAGAGGGUAUUACGGAGGAGCAGCAACAGAUACUGGAGAAAGUAGUGUCUAUACAACGGGAAAUUGAUCAGCUAAACGAGCGCGCUUCUGAAGAGAUCUUGCACGUGGAGCAAAAGUAUAACAAGCUGCGGACCCCUCACUUCAAGAAGAGGUCUGAUUUGAUCAAAGAGCUACCUGACUUCUGGCCAACUGCUCUGGUGAACAACAUUCAGUUUGCAGAGCUGCUAUCAGAUGAGGAUGAGACUGCACUACAGUAUCUGGAGAAUGUCACAGUGGAGGAGUACGAAGACGUCCGAUCAGGCUGCACUAUCACCAUGUAUUUCAGACCAAAUCCGUACUUCACAAAUGAGAGUCUGGUCAAAGAGUACACCCUGGAGAGCACGGGGGAGACCACAGUUGUAGGGACAGAUAUUGAAUGGAAGUCUGGAAUGGACCUAACUAGUCGACCAUUGCCAGAGGAGGUGGUGGGAGAGAGUAGAAAGAGACCGCUGGAGGAUAUACCCAGCUUCUUCUGUUGGUUCUCCGAGACUGAAUCUGCUGACGAUGCAGCGGACGUAAUCAAGGACGACAUCUGGCCUAACCCCCUACAGUACUAUUUUGGUAAUGACGGAGCGGGGCAGCUGGAGGUAUCACUAGACGAUGAGUUAGAGUACGAAGAAGAGGACGAUGACGAUGAUGUAGAUGGUCUGGAUGAGGACGACAGUGGAGACGAGGUGGUACUUAGCGAUGAGGAAGGAGACGAUGAUGACGAUGUAUGACACACCCACUGAGCAUCGCAGCCAAUUAGUACCAACUGACCUACACACACUUAAUCCUAAAUCAUAAUUAUACUUGCUGUCCAUUUUUCUCUCUUUUACUAUUUUUUGUGGAGACAUGCCAUGCAUACAGGUUGCAUCUUUUUGAAUGUUUGUAAUUGUGAUUCAGUGUAUUAUAUCAAGGUUGUAUACAGG
Messenger RNA from Halichondria panicea, 1090 nucleotides. RefSeq names its product protein SET-like. Bases 80 to 898 code for a protein of 272 amino acids. Gene Ontology annotation, biological process: nucleosome assembly. Gene Ontology annotation, molecular function: chromatin binding; histone binding. Lineage: Eukaryota; Metazoa; Porifera; Demospongiae; Suberitida; Halichondriidae. The transcript has 6 exons. Gene Ontology annotation, cellular component: chromatin; nucleus. The record is from RefSeq and is a predicted model, not a curated record.